AUGCUCCGGAGAACAGUCCAAUUACAUGCCACGGCGUGGCUCGCUGAAAGUCACAAAGAAGAUAGGGAGAUAGAAAGAGGUAUCUCCUCCGAGAACGGCUGCUCAACAGUUUCAAGCCAAUCCGGUUGGAACAUUAAGGGUCAGGAUGGGAGAACGAGCGUCACAGGCCAUGCAAAGUUUUGA
Molecule: messenger RNA, 183 nt
Organism: Penicillium digitatum Pd1
Lineage: Eukaryota; Fungi; Ascomycota; Eurotiomycetes; Eurotiales; Aspergillaceae
Source: RefSeq, a predicted model, not a curated record